GGUUGCUUCGUUGUUAAACAAAGGCAGAACCUUUCUUCUCCCGUGUGCUGUAACGUACAUAUAGCUGCCUAAGGGCAUUCGAAAACUCGACAAAUUAAAAGGGCCUCUGAAGUUGCAGAUAAACAGGGAGGGAGGGAGGCAGAGAGAUCUCAUCCAGAUCAAAUCUAUAUCCCAGUAUUGGGAUCUAUUUGAUUUGGGUUCUCUUGCAUAGCAGAAUCAGGUUUAUCCUUUUCAUCCGUGACGUCUUCCUGCGUUAACCAUUCUUGUUUUUCUCGUUCUUUGCUUCAUAUUCUGACACAAUGGAGGCUGAGAAGAAGUACAUUACGACCGAGGAACUCAAAAAGCACAACAAGCCGGGGGAUUUGUGGAUCUCCGUGCAAGGUAAGGUUUACAAUGUCACAGAUUGGGCAAAAGAACAUCCUGGUGGGGAUAUUCCUUUGUUGAACCUCGCUGGCCAGGAUGUAACCGAUGCGUUCAUUGCCUAUCAUCCUGGUACCGCAUGGAAAUAUCUGGACAAAUUCUUCACUGGGUAUUACCUAAAAGACUUCCAGGUUUCGGAUGUGUCCAGAGAUUACAGGAGGCUCGCAUCAGAGUUCGCGAAAUUGGGUCUUUUUGAAAGGAAAGGGCAUGUCACUUGUUAUACUCUUACGUUUGUUGGUGUUCUGUUCCUCGUUGUUCUGUAUGGUGUUUUGAGAUGCACCAGCGUGUGGGCACAUUUGGGUUCUGCUAUGUUGUUGGGUUUGCUUUGGAUGCAAAGUGCGUAUGUGGGUCAUGAUUCUGGUCACUAUGAGGUAAUGUCAAGCAAGGGUUAUAACAAACUUGCUCAGGUACUUUCUGGGAAUUGCUUGACUGGUAUAAGCAUUGCCUGGUGGAAAUGGACUCACAACGCCCAUCAUAUUGCCUGCAAUAGUCUUGAUUAUGAUCCUGAUCUGCAACAUAUCCCCGUUUUUGCUGUAUCUUCCCGUUUCUUCAAUUCAAUAACAUCUUGUUUCUAUGGGAGGACCUUAAAUUUUGAUUCUCUUUCCAGGUUCCUUAUCAGUUAUCAGCACUGGACAUUUUACCCAGUAAUGUGUGUUGCCAGGGUUAAUUUGUUCAUUCAAACGUUUCUUCUUUUGUUCUCAAAACGCCCUGUCCCAGAUAGAGCCUUGAACAUAAUGGGAAUUCUUGUGUUCUGGACCUGGUUCCCUCUUCUGAUUUCUUGCCUGCCAAAUUGGCCUGAAAGGGUUAUGUUUGUGUUAGCAAGCUUCUCUGUCACAUCAAUUCAGCACGUUCAAUUCUGUUUGAACCAUUUUGCUGCUAAUGUUUAUGUUGGGCCACCAAAUGGUAAUGACUGGUUUGAGAAGCAGACUAGUGGCACCUUGGAUAUCUCUUGUUCAAGCUGGAUGGACUGGUUCUUUGGUGGAUUGCAGUUUCAGCUUGAGCACCAUUUGUUCCCAAGGCUUCCUAGGUGCCAAUUGAGGAAGGUCUCUCCAGUGGUGAUUGAUCUCUGCAAGAAGCAUAAUUUGCCUUAUAGGAGCUUGUCAUUCUUGGAGGCCAAUAAACGGACCAUUAGGACUCUUAGAACUGCAGCCUUGCAGGCUAGGGAUCUGACAAACCCUGUGGCCAAGAAUUUGUUGUGGGAAGCUGUUAAUACUCAUGGCUGAGCAAUAAGGAUCAGAAUAAAUGGCUGAUAUGCCUCUCUCUGUGUCUCUGUUCUUUCUUCUUUUUUUAAUUUUUUGCCCUUAAAUUUCUUGCCCAAGGGCCCUGGAACACUUUACAGUUCAUACACUCGGCAUCUAUUUAUACAUUUUUCAGAUUUUGGUUGCAUUUUUACCUCCUCUAUAUUUCUGUUAUCGUCAGCCUCCAUUCGGUGGGAUUAGCGUGUUCGUUUAUGAUGCUUAUACCAUGUUUGAUCAUAUAUGUUAUUGCAGAGGA
Messenger RNA from Neltuma alba, 1914 nucleotides. Its product is annotated as delta(8)-fatty-acid desaturase 2. Bases 300 to 1643 code for a protein of 447 amino acids. Gene Ontology annotation, biological process: lipid metabolic process. The transcript has a single exon. Gene Ontology annotation, molecular function: oxidoreductase activity, acting on paired donors, with oxidation of a pair of donors resulting in the reduction of molecular oxygen to two molecules of water. The record is from RefSeq and is a predicted model, not a curated record. Gene Ontology annotation, cellular component: membrane. NCBI's taxonomy places the organism in Eukaryota, Viridiplantae, Streptophyta, Magnoliopsida, Fabales, Fabaceae.